CAACAAUUGAGUGUCAUCGUACAACACCAUUCUUAGAGUUUUUUACAACCACCAAGCUUCAAAAAGAGCAUCAUAUAAAUAAUGGAACCACCAAAACAUCGGCCACUUCGUUUUGUCUCUUGGAACACUAUGGGAAUCAGGUUCACAAAAGAAAAAAGCUCCAAACUCGAACUUGUGUUAGCUGAGCUCAUCAAACUGAAGGCUGAUAUUGUCUUUUUACAAGAGACACACAUUGGACCUCAGUCUUACAAAGCACUAGAGAACAUAAAAGGCUGGAAGUCUUUCUUCACUGUCCACCAUCCUCGCAGCAAAGGAGUUGCUAUCCUGAUAAAGAAUAAAAUAAAAUUUCGCUACAUAUGCCAUGAUGAGGAUUACAGCGGAGGCUAUAUUGUCCUUUUCUGUAAUCUCGUUGGUGAGUUGUAUACUCUUGUUAAUGUGUACAACCACAAGGAAGACAGGUGUAUGCUGAAAAGAUUGGGAGACUAUUUGAGCGCUAUUAACACAAAAGGUGUGGUUGUGGUUGGUGGGGACUUCAACACUGUACUGGACCCAACUAUUGAUAGGAAAUCAUCGUCAGAUCAAACGUACCAUUCCUCACUUAGAAUCAUUCUAGAAGAUUUCACAGAAUCUUUAAAUCUCAAAGAUAUAUUUGCAUCAAUGCAUCCAACGGAAGAAGGCUUCACACGAACUCAGCAUCAGAGUCAUUCAAGGUUGGAUAUGUUUUUCAUGCCAACCAACACAGUAAAGUAUGUCAAAAACUGUGAAAUUUACCAAGCAAAAAUGAGAAAAUCUACAAGUGGGAGCAAGAGAAUUUCUGAUCAUGAUCCUCUAGUUUUAGAAAUAAAAGUUCCAGUACUGCGGGAAAUUGCAGAGCCGGAAGUUGCCUCAAUGUUAAGGGAAUUUGGAUACAGUGGAGAACCAGACCGAAGUGCAGGGAAAAUAAAUGGUGCAGAAAUCCUAAGUGCCAUUAGAUCUUUGCCGGACUCACAAGAACAAACUCCUGAUAAUCUCAGAGUUUGUGACUACAAGAAGAAUGCCCUUCCAAUGACAGAAAUAUUAAAGAUAAACUACAACAUGAUGCUGAAGUCUAAACAUGUUCCUAAAUGUUUUGUAAAAUCAUUGCUCACUUCAGACAAAAUGCAUUCUUUCAAUGUUAACUAUUUGAUAUUGUCUCAGAUUUUAGCCAAACGCCUUAAAGUGUUUCUAACGCCAUCAUUUAGGAAAAGAAAAAAGAUACGCAGUGGUUGUAUUUGUGUGACUAUUGCACAAUGCCCCCAAAAAAUCAAGAUGUCUUUCCUCAAGCAAAGUCUCUCAUUACUUACGUCUCUUAAACAUAUUACCCCUACACCACCAAAGGACUUCAGCAUUCUGGAGAAUCUCCUCCCCAAGGCCAACCACUCCAUCAAAAACUACAGAAAACUCAGACAAGGAUGCCCUCUAACCAUACCCAUUCUCACAAUGGCAUUGAAACAACUGGAAAGUGAUAUCAUGGCCACAAACUCUGGCAACACUAGUGUCUGUUACUUCAGACAGUCUCUGCUUAUUUCUACAGACAAUGAGACAAUUGACAGGAAUAAUAAAUUGAUCAAACAAUUUAAGGAAAAUUCUGGGAUUAAAAUUGUGUCAAGCUGGAGGAGGGUCGUGAGAGAAAAGCUCAAGGCUUGUGGCGUGUGACGAAACCUGCUCGGCACACUGGCUUCCGUAGUUCCUCCGUGAGAUAAGAGGCUGGUGUGGCGCGCAGCUGACCCUCGUUAGUAAUGCUUCCCUUGCCACAAGAAUGAAGGCCUACUCCCCCAAAAAUUUGACAGUCUCAAAAAUCGGUAUUUUUUCGCCAUUAGGGGUCGCUAAACUCUUCAAAACAAUAACAAAGGUGCAAAUUGAUGAUGUUGUAAAUGGGUGUGGAAUCAUGGAAGUUGUUGUCAUGCCGACGGAUCUAAUAAUGUUAAUGGAGAAAUAAUAUUUAUGGAUGAGUGAAUACAUUGAUGUUUUUUUACUGUAACAUGAAGCAGGGCGCGAUUGCUAAUGAGAGACAGAUAUCAGCAUCACACCUGAGUCCCAGGGAAUAUAAAGAAAUUAGGACAUUUCAUUUGACUGACCGAAGUACUCGCAAGUGCUGAAUUACUACUCACAAAGGUCAGCUUAUUUGACGAAUUUGUGAGGUAACGUAGCGCUGUUUCACUUGGUCUACACUAGUAAAC
Pimephales promelas (fathead minnow) is the source of this 2198-nucleotide messenger RNA. NCBI's taxonomy places the organism in Eukaryota, Metazoa, Chordata, Actinopteri, Cypriniformes, Leuciscidae. The record is from RefSeq and is a predicted model, not a curated record.